Messenger RNA from Homo sapiens (human), 13474 nucleotides. RefSeq names its product hyccin PI4KA lipid kinase complex subunit 1 (gene HYCC1). Gene Ontology annotation, biological process: myelination. The record is from RefSeq and is marked reviewed. NCBI's taxonomy places the organism in Eukaryota, Metazoa, Chordata, Mammalia, Primates, Hominidae. Bases 235 to 1494 code for a protein of 419 amino acids. The transcript has 12 exons. Gene Ontology annotation, cellular component: neuron projection; plasma membrane; cytosol.
AGAGAGGCUGGCGGCAGUGGUGGCUCUCCCGGCUGGGUUGUCAGUCAGUGAGAGGAGGGGGAAGAUGGCUCACCGGGACCCGUUCUGCUAGGAAGAAGGGGAGCAGGUGGUGCUGCUACUCGGGAGGAAGCAGAGCAGCCUCCGUCGCUGUCGCUGAGAGCCUCACGAGUCGAGGUCCUGCAGGUGGAGCUCCGGCAGCCGCCCUGGUUGAAGGUUUAGAACAGAUGUGGAAAAAUGUUUACUUCAGAGAAAGGGGUUGUGGAGGAAUGGUUGUCAGAGUUUAAGACAUUACCAGAAACAUCUUUACCAAAUUAUGCCACAAAUUUGAAAGACAAGAGUUCUUUAGUUUCAUCUCUCUAUAAAGUUAUCCAGGAGCCACAAAGUGAGUUGCUAGAACCUGUCUGUCACCAGCUCUUUGAAUUCUAUCGCAGUGGAGAGGAGCAGUUGCUUCAAUUUACGCUGCAAUUUCUCCCAGAACUAAUUUGGUGCUACCUUGCAGUCUCAGCCAGCAGAAAUGUGCAUAGCAGUGGAUGCAUUGAAGCUCUUCUUCUAGGGGUUUACAAUUUGGAAAUAGUUGACAAACAGGGACAUACCAAAGUAUUGAGUUUUACGAUUCCAUCUUUAUCCAAACCAUCUGUAUACCAUGAACCUUCCAGCAUUGGGUCCAUGGCUCUGACUGAGAGUGCACUAUCCCAGCAUGGUUUGUCAAAAGUGGUAUACAGUGGACCUCAUCCUCAAAGGGAGAUGCUGACAGCACAGAAUCGGUUUGAAGUGUUGACAUUCCUUUUGUUGUGUUACAAUGCUGCCUUAACUUACAUGCCCAGUGUUUCUCUUCAGUCACUGUGUCAAAUUUGUUCAAGAAUCUGUGUUUGUGGAUAUCCUCGACAACAUGUAAGAAAAUAUAAAGGUAUAAGUAGCAGGAUACCAGUUUCUUCAGGAUUCAUGGUGCAAAUGUUAACAGGGAUUUAUUUUGCCUUUUAUAAUGGAGAAUGGGAUCUAGCUCAAAAAGCACUGGAUGAUAUUAUAUACAGAGCCCAGCUAGAAUUAUAUCCAGAGCCAUUGCUGGUUGCUAAUGCAAUAAAGGCUUCAUUGCCUCAUGGUCCCAUGAAAUCUAAUAAGGAAGGUACAAGGUGUAUUCAAGUUGAAAUCACACCAACUUCCUCUCGAAUAUCAAGAAAUGCAGUAACCAGCAUGUCAAUAAGGGGUCAUAGGUGGAAAAGACAUGAGCAACCUGACAACAAUAAUGAUGCUACUGAAUUGGGCAUCCUUGUCAUUCCUGAGAUUAGUGUCACAAAUGUGGCCGGAGAGAGAACCGGGAAUGGGGAAAAAGGCAGAACACUAGGAGAGAUUGAUGCUCAGCAUAUACAGGGUGUGCAGGAAACAGCCACAGAUCCUAGAACUGAGAGCAAAGGCUUGCCAGAGAUCAGGAGGCAAAAAUCUGUAAGAAAAAUGAUGGAGGAUGGAAUAAACUCACCUGGCAGAGUGCAGUUUUAGCAGAGCACUUUAUAACUGCACUCCAAGGAAAUACAGAAUUAACAGGUCAAGAAGAACUGAUGGAGAUAUCUGAAGUUGACGAGGGAUUUUAUUCCAGGGCUGCGUCUAGUACCAGCCAGUCGGGUUUAUCAAACAGUAGUCACAAUUGUAGUAACAAGCCAAGUAUAGGAAAGAACCACAGACGGUCAGGAGGAAGCAAAACUGGAGGAAAAGAAAAAGAAACUACAGGGGAAUCUUGCAAAGAUCACUUUGCUCGAAAACAAACUCAGAGAGCCCAAAGUGAGAAUCUUGAGCUUCUCUCUUUGAAGAGACUUACUUUAACAACCAGCCAAUCCCUACCUAAGCCUAGUAGCCAUGGUUUGGCUAAGACCGCAGCGACUGUAUUUAGUAAAUCCUUUGAACAAGUCAGUGGUGUCACAGUCCCACAUAACCCGUCAUCUGCUGUUGGUUGUGGGGCUGGGACAGAUGCCAAUAGGUUUUCCGCUUGUAGUCUCCAAGAAGAAAAGCUUAUUUACGUUUCAGAAAGAACUGAACUUCCAAUGAAGCAUCAAUCAGGUCAGCAGAGACCUCCUAGUAUUAGCAUUACUCUGUCCACAGAUUAAUUAGUAACAUAUUUUUCUCCCAUAACCUAGUGAACCUGGAAAUACAACUUUGCUUCUUUAUGAAAGUACCCUGGGUCUUUCAUCCGUAUUCCUGACAGGAGCCCUGAUGUCUUAAAUUCUGAAGGCUCCCCUGACUUUAUGAAGGGAAGAUUGUCUAGGUUGCAGUAAGUUGAAAUAUGGUUUUGUUAUUUCUUGAUUAAGAUUUUUUCCCCUUGGUUUGAGUCUUUUUUUUCCCUCCUCUUAUUUGUUAUUGUUGCCCUAAGAUUGUCAGUGACAAUAAAUUUUGACAGGUUGUCUAAUCAAGUUGGUUAUGUCUCAUGUGAGGUUGUAAGGUGGUUUUUCUUGUUUUGGUUUGGUUUGGUUUUUUAAUAGCUCCUAUUUUGAUGGCUGUGUGUUUGGCCUUCAGAGUCAAAGGGAGUCUGCAUGUAUGGGAACUGUUUUAUAGAGAAUGGGGCAGAGGCACAACUCCAGGAAUUCUCUAGCUCCUGGUCAGGAAGCCAAUCUGAAAACAGGCAUGUGGAAACACAAAAAUGAUGUGUAUGAAAAGCACCUGAUGAAAAUAUUUGUAAGCAGAUCAUCUUUAUGAUUAGAACAAUUUGCUCAAAGCCCUGGAAAAUGCCUGGUAACCCAGUGCCUAGAAUAUUAUAUGAUUCCAGGGGAUGGCUAGAGGCAUUUCUGUUGUUAUCUCUGAAACAUUUUUAUAUCAAAAAUCAGAUUGCUGGUAGGUGUGUUGUUUUGAAGUGUUUUAUCUGGAUUUAGCAUGUGAAGAUCCCUUUCAAUUAUUAAGGUAUAAUAGGCUGUAAAGCUGAUUUACCCUACUGCUGGACUUUGGAAAUCCUAGUUAGUUUGGACUCCUAUAAUUCAGAGCAUACGUCAUUGGAAGACUUCCUGGAAAUCAGUGUAAAUCUUGCAACAUAGCUCUCAAGAUACCACUGUAUAAUAUGUAAUUGUUUGUCUGCAAAUGCAUUUUUCAUCUAUAAAAUGUCAUGAAAGAAAAUAAAGGUAGUGAAAUAUGGACAAAGGACAUUUAUAUAUUAACUAAAGUUGUUUAUGUUUGUGUUCUUAAAUUUAAAACACGAAGAAAAAGAAAUGUCUUUCUUGUUAGUGAACAGGCCUGUUUUAAAUAUCUUAGUAUGAUAUCAAAAGAAUAAUCAAUUUAGUUACCUCCCAACUAAAAAGUAAAAAUGAAAAAGACGACAUGGCAGAAGUUGAAACAAACUUGUAUGUAUCUGUAUGUGACCUCUAGAUGGAAAUAAAAGUUUGAUGUUUGCUAGCCGUGGUCCUUUUGGCUAUGGUUGCGGUUCCCCUGUAAAGCAAAUGUACUUAAGUCAUCAUUCAGAGUGAGAGAGAGAAAGCACGGCUGAGGCUGAGUCAGUUGACCGUUGAGGAAGACCUAAGGAGCUGUCCAGUUCUUGGCUCUUUUUCACUGUGACUGCACAGCGGUUUCCUUCUUCAUAGUCCCUUGCUGUAGUCACCAAGAGAGCAUGCUAGUGUUUUCCUCUUGUUCCUGCUUAUGCAGAGCUCAGAUAUAUGAAAAAUUUGUAUGCUUUGAAGGCUGCCAAAGCAUUUAUACUCUGGACAUAGUUUUAACUGCAACUGCUUUGGCUACCAGUUUAAACCGAGUUCUUCAAAAAGCAUGAACUCGUUUUCAUUCAUUAGCCCUGUUUACAAUGUGGAUUUUGACAUAAAUGAAUUUGAUUUUCUUUUAGCUCCAGUAACAGAAUGGAAUAAGAUCUAUUGCCAUAAAUUGUAGUUAAGAACUGUAAGGCAAUCGGGCAGUGAAACUUGAUAUUGUAUUAACUUAAUAGGAACCCUGUGUACAAUUUAAAAUAUUUGUAAAAUAUCACUGUGAAUUUACAGAUGUCUUUUUGUCAUUCUUUAACAAUGAAUUUCCCCUGUGCAUAGUUAUUAAUAGUAUUGGUAUUAUUAAAAACUAAUUUGGCAUUUUAAGAUUGGCAUUUUAAGCAAGUUGAGGUGCUUAGGAAACAUUGUAGAAUAAGUUUGGGGAAAUGUUAGCUGACAGAGCUGAGAGAUCAGAUUUUCAUGUUCUAUCACUGUAAUGGAACCUCAUUUAGACCUCUCUAGACCUUUGCUAGCUGUGUGGUCUGAGGACCAGUAAGUAGGAUUGGCAUUAUCUGGUAUCUUGUUAAAAAUGCAGAAUUUCAUGCCACUCUAGGUCUACUAAAUCAGAAUUUGCAUUCUUAACAAGGUUCCCAAGUGAUUUUUAUGAGAAGAAAGUAUCAGAGUGCAAACAAAUUACUCGUCUAAUAUGUAGAAUUCCCAGUGGUCUCACAGCCCUAGAUCAAAUGUGUCAGACACUAGAUCAUUAUAAUCUUCAUUGGUUUUGACAGCUAAUUAAUUAGUUUAAUAAUAUUGACAUAUGGCUUCUUAAGUAUUUGAAUUCUAGAUUGCUAAUGAUCCUUAUUUUUGCAGUAAAAAAGUAACACUUUAUAUUUUUCUUGUUAACUAUAAAUGGAAUCAGAGCUGUAAAUGCCUGAAAUUUUAAGUGUGAAAAGGGGUGCCACCCUUUUAUAUACUGCACAACAAAUUUGCAUUUGUAUAUUCUUUUUAAAAAAUCUCUGAAGACUUGCUCAGUGAAAUGGUUCUGAUUUUUUGCUUCAAAUGAUUUGCACUAAUUGAUUUUCUGGAGAGCGGAGUUACGUUAACAACAAAAUUCUUUUAUAGUUCCUUUGAUACUAUUUCAAAUAAGGAUUACACAUUGAAAGUUUUUAUAGAAAUUAUGAAAAUUGGAUAAUCUUAACUAUGGUAACCAUUACUAUUAUCCAUACUACUUUCUCCCCACUGAACUUUCAAAUUUGAAAAUUGGGGUAGCUUUUGUAGGUCACUUUCUUAUAAAGAUGCUGAUGGUCACAGAUCUCCUAAGUAUCCAGAAUAAUAUUUUUAUCAUGAGAAGGAUUCCACACAAAAUUGGGGUCUUGCACCCCAUAUUUCAGAGGAUCUGAACAGAAAUUGUGGCUUCAUUGCACAUUUUAAAUCUCUAUAGAUUCUUGAAAUCACCCAACCUCUCACAUUUGAAAACCCAACGGCCUGGAGUAUUCUGGUGGCACUGGAGCCAGCACUAGCUUUUUGGAAUCCAAGUGGGGAGAGAAACAAAAAUAGACUUUUCAAGGGACUGUCCCAGACUACCCAGGGCAAAUGUCUUCCCUUCCCUUCCUGAAGCCACAGGAAAGCACCCUGGAGUCCUUUGUAUACCACUAUGGAAAUUUUUAAGGCAAGCUCUCAAGACUUGAAGAGUUGGAAUUCUCGGCAUUUAAAUGAUGCCUGAAGUUUGUUUUGAAAAAGCAAUAUUUCAUUGCUCUUUUCAAUUGUGAAGCAACUGCUCAGCAAAUAUUACUCAUUUUUUUAAAAAGUUGAAUUAAAGGGAAAUAUAUUUUUAAAACCAAAAUAGAUCAAAAUGAUCCCAGUUUUAAGGGAUUUUGCCUAUUUUGGAAGAAUAAAACUAAAAUGUUAAAACUGUUGAAUUACAGAGAACAGAUGUACUCUGAGACAUAAUUUUAAACAAAUAUUUAAAAUAAGGCAGGUUAACAUUUGCGUUUAGGCACAAUAAAUCUGUAUUAAAGGGAAGCACAUCAAGGAAAUAUAUACAUGUUGAAUAAUGUAACUGAAAAAUAUUUUUUAAAAACCACUUAAAAAGAAAAAUAAUUUGAUGGGUACUUUAAGCAUUGUAGAUAGAAAUUAAUGUAUAAUAGUGUCCUCCCAGUCUUUGUAUGAAAAAUUAAAACUCUCUAGUCCUUUAAUGAGCAUGAAUUUAUACUUCUACAUUUGUUGCUUAGUAAAAUUAUACUCAGUACUUUGAGUUAUUCAGAUUUAUGUUUAAUAUUGUUAAAUUCUUCAUCAGAGAGCAUAAAUAUAUUGUCUUCUAUACUUUGUAACUUGUGCAUAUCUAAAGAAACUAACAACGAACAUUUUGGGAGAUGUUUUUGUGUUUUUUUAUAGUAGAGUUUUAGAGUACAUUUGUCUUAAUAGGAAGUUUUUACCAUAAACCCAAGAUUUUAUUUCACGUAUUGUUGCUUUCUCUUAUAUGGAACUUAUUGUGUACCUCUUACCUUUAUUUCUAAUCAUUUAGUGAUACUAAUCUUUUCAUAGUAAAUAUAUUUGUUUCUAAUUGUAUUCCUAGAGUUUACAUUCCUAAAGAAUAAACGACGACUUUGGCUAUUUUUGUGUGUUCCCUACCUUCUUAAGGCUAUGGAAAUAAACUGGAGUUUAGUUUUUUGAAUUUUUGUAUAUUUGUGUAAAUGUUCUCCAUAUGUAGUACUUUAUACAACAAGUGUUGCCUCUUGUUUUAUUGAAAUAAAAACUGAAAAAAAUAUUUUUUCCAGAUCAGUUUACUCAUUUAAAAAAUUAUUAUAAAAAUUUGCAGAAGUUUUGAUAUGAAGGAAGAGAAUAAAGGAGGAAGACUUAGGUAAGUUGAGCCAUUGAGAGCUUUUGGGGGUAAGUGAUAAGACAAUGACCUCAUUCCUGGCUUUGUGCUUUACAUGUCAUAGGGCUGAGGAGUAUGACAGGUCCACUCGUAUUCAUCCAAAGAUGAAGAUGAGCUCUAUGGGCCAUGCACCAGUGGCGGAUUAUUUGUCAUAUCAGAAGCACAGGCAAAUUUAGGUAACAUCACUUUGUCCUUCUAACUUUAGAAUCUUUAUUGCCAUGUGUGGUGAGUAGUAGUCCCAACUACUCAGGAGGUUCACUCGAGCCCAGGAAUUUGAGACCAGCCUGGGCAAUAUAACGAGAUCUUAUCUCUUAAAAAAAAAAAAAAAGCAAAAGAAGAAGAAAGAGUCUAUAUCUCUUGAGUACAGAGAUUAUAUGCCCCUAGUACCUAGAUAGGACUUUGUGCGUGGUAGGUAUCUAGACAUUUAUGAGACAAUAAAUGAGUUAGGUUGAUGUUAGCUUUGGAAAAGAAUCAAGGAUAAGUCUUCAGUGUUUUCUUUAACAGUACAAUUUUAGAAUUUUGUUUGUUGGCUUUAGGAAAUCUCAGUGGCAUUACAUGAAUUGCAUUAUAGCAUGUACUUAGAAAAAAGAACUUAUGGCUGGGUGCGGUGGCUCACACCUGUAAUCCCAGCCUUUUGGGAGGCCGAGGUGGGUGGAUCACCUGAAGUCAGGAGUUCAAGACCAGCCUGACCAACAUGGCGAAACCCCAUCUCUACUAAAAAUACAAAAAUUAGCCAGGCAUAGUGGCGGGCACCUGUAGUCCCAGCUACUCAGGAGGCUGAGGCAGGAGAAUCACUUGAAUCUGGGAGGCGGAGGCUGCAGUGAGCCGAGAUCAUGCCACUGUACUCCAGCCUGGGCAACAGAGUGAGACUCUAUCUCAAAAAAAAAAAAAAAAAAAAAAAAAAAAAAAAACAGAACCUAUUAACCUAUUAGACACUUGAAAAAAUUCCUGGCUUGUAGUUGAUUAUAUGUUUGGUUAAUUCCAUUUCAUCUAAGGAACUAAGUAAUUUAGGAAAUGUGUUCUUAACUACUCUUAGAAGGGUACUUGUAGAGAACCAGAGUGGUGAUUUUGUAAGCAGUAUUUUGUCCUAUACAAUAUGCACUCUUCCAGUAACUCCAGUAGUCCACAUAGCUGACUCACCUCCUACAACCCGACUUUGUUAAUAUCAAGAUAACUGUUUUAUAAUUGUAGAGAAAGAUUUUUUACAACCAGUUGUAGUUAUUAUUUUCUUUGCAUUAUGUUAUUGUGAUAGUAGUGGUAGCUAAUAUGUGUAAUUAAAAUGAUCAUCUUAUCCUCAAAAUCAUCCUAUAAAGUGCAUAGAAUCCCCAUUUUACAGAAGAGGAAACUGAAGCUCUCAAUAGGGUAGAGGACUUGGCUAAGGUCACCUAGCUGCUGAGUGGCAAAACUCAGCCUUGAACACAGGUCUUAGGACUCUCACUUUAUAUAGCUUGGUAAAAGAAGAUACUAAUUAAAUCCUACCUAAUAGAGAUGUAUUUAAAAUUCACUCACCCCAUCUGUCUUACAGGUAAUAGUUUUAAGGUAAGAUAAAAUCAAAGUGUUCUAAAAGUAAAUCAUAAUACAUUUUACAGAAUUAGAGAUAAUUGUGUUUUAGUGGUCAAACAAUGCUCGUUAUUCUGUUAGUAAAAGCAUGGUAAAAUGCAAAUUAAAAUAAGAUUUCUCUUUUUUUUUCCUGUCAGAUUGAUAAAGAUGAAAAAGAUUGGUUCUAGUAUUGACAUUGGUAUGGGGAAAUCAUUAGUCACUGAGAUGAUUAGCAGGACUGUAGAUUGGUACAAAUGAAUUGGUGGGCAGUUCAACAGGAUCUAUCAGACUUUAAAGUGUAUCUCAUACCCUCUGAAACAGCCAUCCUACUCUUCUAUAUUUAUUCCAUUCUCUGUAUUCUACUGAAAAUUUAGCACAAAUAUAUAAACAUAAGCAUGCAAGGUAUUCAUUGCAGUAUUGCUUGUAAUAGCAAAAACAAGCCAGCAAAUCUAAAUGUCUGUUAAUAGAGGAAUAGAUAAAUUAUGGUACGUACAUAUAGUGGAAUAUAAUGUAGCCAUUAAAAAGAAUGCAGAUCUGUAUGUGAUGAUUUACAUUGAUUAUUCAGUGUAUGAUCCCACUUGCAUUAUAAAUGUGUGCAGUAGUUAAAUAUGAGUGUGUGUAUAUGUAUAAUACACACUUACGUUUGCUAGUAUGGGGGAGGAGAGCAUUGUUUCUCAAAGUGUGGUCUAAAGACAGCCUGCAUUAGGAAAUUUUUUUUUUAAAUGGGGAUUCCUGGGCAUUGUGCUAAUUUCCCUGAAUCAGAAUCACUGUGAGUGAAGCAUGGAAACCUGUAUUUCUAACGGGUUCCUCAGUUGAUGGCUUAUACAAAUGUAAAAUAUGGUCUAGUAGCUGUCAGCAAUGAAUUGGAUAUCUGGUAGUGGAUUGUAGUUAGAAAGGGCAAACUUCUUGAAGAGAUCUUGUAUUUUAAAUGAGGCCUACCUAAAAUAAAGCCAGUUGAGUAACGUUAUCAGCAUAGACCUGUUAAUGAAGGUGAAUUGGCCUGACAUAGAAAAAUGAUUCUACCAUACAGCACUACACACCAACUAAAUGAGCAAGCCUUUUAAAAAAUCCUUGUUGAACUUCCCAAAUAUCAGAUGACCUGUUAAUAAAGCACAAGUAAAUAAUAGGACUUACUGUGGUAAGAGAAAGUGCCACCUUGAUUUGGUUGUGUGUCAGAACCAGAAAGUAAGAUUAUUUGUAGGGCUUUGGGAUCUAUGCUCAAAUGGUUUAAGGUAUGUCUGUCAAGGCAGGGAACUGAUUGGGAUUAGCAAAGUUGAUAGUUCAGAAUUAGUGGACACAGCAAGCAGGGUUCUUGAAGAUUCCUGAAAAGUCAACUGUUGUUUGAGAAACAAGCUGUUUGCCCAGGUGAGCAGGGCUUCACCUGUAGGAAUUGUCUUCAACCUUAGGAAUUUCCUCUACAAACAACAACAACAAAAAAAUAGGGAUUGUUCUUGUUUUUAUUUGCUUUGUUUUGUUUGUAAUCUUAUCUUUCCUGGGCAAAGAUUUCCUGGAAUAAACAACUAAGUUAUGUUGACAUACAUGGGCUACAGUCUUAUCCAAGCUGUAUUGACACUGAUGGAUUCAGUUUGUUUUUCUUAGCUCUCUCUAUUCAAAGAUUAUAAGUCAAUAUUAUGUAUAUAGCAAUUGACAGGUCAUAAGUACGGCAUGCUAACUGAUCGUACCACUGGAGCUCCAACAAUUGAUGUAUCUUUGGUGACUUCUUAGUGUUCUGCUGAAGAUCGCAAAGAUUUCUGUAGCUUCUUGACCUCUAUAACACUUGGUUCACACUUGUUAAGUGUUCUAAUAUAAUCCACAUCACAUUGUGCUGUGACUUAUCUUUCUCAUAUUUGUCUCCCUCACUAGACCACAGCCCUGUGGGAAUAUAAUAUAACUAAUACAUAAUGGUGAAUAAAGAUUUGUUUUACUAGAUAGAAUAUAAAUCGAAUCCAGGAAAUCAGUGGCAGCAUAGGAGAGACUGUGUUGCUUCUCUUCUAUUCAAUAGAAGUCUUUGAAACUCCUUUUAUUCUCUAAUAUUCUUCAUGGAGAUGAAAAUGAAGGUUGUAAAGCUUUACUCUGAUUAUUUUAAGCAUGCCUGCAUAAAAAUGUUUUGAGAAGUAAAUUAUGCAUCAUGUUUCUCUUUAGUUAGACUAUGAAUGGUGUGAAGAAUUUUCUGGGCUAAUGUUUGACAUUUAUUAUUCACUCCUGUAGAUUUGUGGUGAAUAUGAAUGGUAUCUGGACUAAUCAGAAAACAACGUAGGAAAGGCCUAACUUCAACACUGAAUUCUUGCUCCUUGUCUCACUUGCUUCCUUUUGUAGAAACUACAAGUAUAUUUAACUUUUGUAUCCUAGAUCCACUACGGCCUACUGAAAGCCUAUCAUGCAUUUAUCUUUAAACUUUUACUCUCUUCAUUUAGCCAACAUAUUUCUACUUCUAUGUUGCCUGCUGUGCUGUGUAAUUUUCUACAAACAUUUUCACCUCCAAAUCCCUUGAAAUGAAACCCUCUGGAAGAGCAUCACCACUUUUUCUUCCUCUAUUCUAAUUCCCCUCUAGUUUCCCCUCUAGUUUAAGACUUUUGUUUCAAUAUUUAUUCUUUCCUUAAGCCUUUAAAUUCAUUUAUAUCCACCAAGUUGAAUUUGAUGAGACAGGACAUGUUUGAAAGAAGGACAAACCAAACAAGCAAGCAAACCCAUGAAUACUCGUACAAUAGGACAUAAUAUACAUUUCCCAGUUCCCUGAAGGGGUAAAAUUGAGACUGGUUAUACAAGCAGUAUUGCACAGCAUGCUGAUACUAGCUAGACAUAGCCUACAGUGUUUCAGCUUCACUCAAAGAUGGUUCUGGAGGACAGUGAGGAAAUGAACUUUUUCCAGCGAGAAUAAAUAUGAGCAGUAUUUCUAGUCUGCUUUGCACCGAAAGUGAGCCAUCCCAAGAUACAGAUCUACACCAUUUAUACCUGGCCAGGUGGUUGGAAACACAGACGUAAUAAGAUUGGAGGAUGAGUGACAAAAAUUGGGAGCUAAACAUAUUGGACUUCUUAAAAUAGGCUCAGAUUGCAAGAAUAAUUGUUUCCUACAGACAUAUUAAACAAAGGCCCUGUGGUGAAGGAGGUGCUAAAUAAUCAGAUGGUCAAGAUGACUUUGAGGAUAUCAGUAAAUCUCUUUGGUAUUCCAGCCUUUGUUCAAACAGUUUAUGGGCAAAGCGGCUAUACUGGAAGGAUAGGGCUACACAGGAACUUCAACAAUACAGGCCUCCUUUCAUCAAGGCUGUCCUUAUUACUGCCAGGAGCCGAACUGGCCAGCAGCAGUGACCAUCCUAAGAUACAACAUCUGAGGGUGACCAGAUAGUUAGUGGCAGAUUGAUUAUAUCAAAUAUUUUCUUUCAUGGAGAGACAACUAUUUGUCCUCAUGGAAUAGAGCCUUACUCUGGAUCUGGCUUUAAGUUUGCCUUCCCUAAGCACCAUGCUUGUGUGUGCAAUAAUAAGCUUCCUGUUCACCAUUAUGAUUUUCCCCAAAAUAUUGCUUCUAAGAAACUUAUUUUACAAUGUAAUCAGUGAGGUAGAGGUAGAAUUACACUUUCAGUCAUGGGAAACUAGGUAAUUAACAUCAAAAUUCCCAUUGGCAACUAGAUAAUCCAGCAAAACUCUUCAAAACAUGAAAAUCUAGGCCAGGCGCAGUGGCUUAUGCCUAUAAUCCCAGCACUUUGGGAAGCCGAGGUGGGUGGAUCACCUAAAGUCAGAAGUUCAAGACCAGCCUGGCCAACAUGGUGAAAGCCCGUCUCUACUAAAAAUACAAAAAAAAUUAGCCAGGUCUGGUAGCACAUGCCUGUAAUCCCAGCUACUCAGGAGGCUGUGGCAGGAGAAUCGCUUGAACCUGAGAAGCGGAGGUUGAGGUGAGCCGAGAUAGCACCACUGCACUCCAGCCUGGGCAACAGAGGAAGACUCUGUCUCUAAAUAAAUAAACAUGAAAAUCUAGAGAGGCAAGCAUUGGCACAACUUCUUUCCUGGAGGUAUUGGCUGAUUCUAGAAGCAUUUAAGGGGAUAAGCAGUGCUUCUUACUGCUCCAGGAUAUUAGGAGGACAAAAACUGAAUGCCAGUGCCUGCCAAGUCAUAAAAGAGGGCUUAGGAAAUUCCCAUGCUUUGGGCUGGGACCCAAAAAAGCUCCACCAUAGGAGUAAGAGUGAAUUGGAAGUGCAUCAACUCUCCCCCAUACACAGGGAAUUCAGCACGGAUUCAAACCAUCCCAAUUCCUGAAAUCAGAUUAAAAAUGAUCCCCUAAGUGCUUGGUAAUAAACAAAUCCUCUGUGGAGGUGGAAAAAAAACCCCAUCAUCUUAAGCCUCAAGUUCUACAAUUUUUCAAAUACAGUCUUCACAAGAGAAAAGAAAAAUAACCAGACACUUCUAUAGCAGAGCAACACUCAUUGAGAACAACAAGCAGCUUUGGGUAAAAUUGCUUAAAACCUCUGUUUGAAGCCAUUGAAGAACUUUCAGCUAAACAGGACUCUAGAAGACAAAACGCCAGAGAGAAGGUGUGCAGAAAAGAGUUAACAUAAGAGGCUGAGAUGCUAUCCUUAGCCCUGAUUUUAAAGCUGGGCUUUGGCUAGUGUCUGGGAACUUGGAUUACCGGAAUGUUCCCACCAUUCCCUAACUGAUAAGGGGGUUUACUCUUUGUAAACUAUAUAAACAACAUGGUUUAUGCUGAAUUCCCGCUUUGCUUCUAGGAGUCUGGAAUUAUGAUUUGUGCUGGGCAGAGGGUGCCUCUAUCACUAACUUCCAAUACAAACUUUGGGCAGUAAGACUCUAACGAGCAUCCCUGGCAGACAACAUUUCACACCUGUUGUCACAAUUCAGUACUGAAGUAAUUAACCACAGCCUGUGUGAUUCCACAGGCAAAGGAUUCUUGGAAUCUUGUGUCAGGUUUCCUCUGGACUUCACCCCAUGUCCUUUUCCCCUUUGCUGAUUUGCUUUGUAGUACUUUUCUCUAAUAAAUCAUAGCCAUGAGUAUGACUAUAUGCUGAGCCUUGUGAGUGCUUCUGUUGAAUCACUGAACCUGGGGUGCUGGCGUGGUCUUGGGGACUCCCAAUACAAAAGUAUUUUAACCAGAGAAGUGAGCAGACAUUCUGCAGCUACUUCUUCCAUUAUGGAAUUUGCCAAAUCUGGGUAAAAGGCCCAAGAAGAGAGUUACUGUUAAGAAUCAGAGAAGCAAACAAGUUAUGGAAACCACACAGGACUGGAGAAACAAAAAGAACAGGGCCUUUAAACCAAUCGCACUUGGGAGAGCAGAGAUCCUAGUAAGACAGGAAGUUCAGAGAAGUGAGCCUGGCACUUUCCUUGUUUUCCUCUUGAGUAUUUGCUGAAUUCUUGGAUUGCUCAGAGAGGGAAAAAAAAAAAAAAAAAAAAAAAA